CCUGGAGAAUAACUCCGCCAAGAAGCCCACUCUCCACCUGUCGCUUGUUUUCAUCUAGAACCCAAACGCCAGACCGUUGGCCCAGCGAGUGAGCAAUGGCAACCAUCAGCGCCGCCGCAUCCGCCGCCCUCUUUGCCGGCACCUGCGUCGCCAGGCCGUCUCAGGCUCACGGGCUGCCUCAGCUGAGAGCGAGAGCCGGCAAGGUGCGGUGCGGCGCCUUCUCCAAGCAGCAGGACGGCAGCGGCAAGGCGCCCGCGGCGGCCCCGGCCGGCGCGUCCCUGCUGGCCGCGGCGAGCGCGAUGACGGCGUCGCCGGCGCUGGCGCUGGUGGACGAGCGGAUGUCGACGGAGGGCACCGGGCUCAGCCUGGGGCUGAGCAACAAUCUGCUGGGGUGGAUCCUGCUGGGCGUGUUCGGCCUCAUCUGGUCCCUCUACACCGUCUACACCUCCACGCUCGACGAGGACGAGGAUUCCGGCCUCUCCCUGUGAAAUCCUUUCGAUUUCCAGCUGUUUCCUUCAGCCCUGACCUGUGAGUUCGACGAUCUGUGGGUGCAACUGCAAGUCUGCAACUGAAGACAUGGUUGUAUGCGGCUGUGAUUGGGUUGUUGCAUCGGAGAUGGUAAUGACGAGUGCUUAGUAGCUGUGGCUUAUGGUGGUUUGAGAUUGUACCUAUAUGAUUCAUGAAAGAAGAUGUGGCACAUGCAGUACCGUAUGAAGUUCGAUAGCAGUGUGGCAGUGUCAUGCGUAACAUUUAGUAUCUGAUUUGGUUGCUGAGUGUGGCAUGAGAGGAGAAAUAUUCUAAAGUCAUGUUGAAACUGCACUCUGUUUCAUGUGAGUAGUGUUUAUGUUUCAUAUUGACAAUGAGAAUAGUUUUGAUGUUGCCGAUGUUUCACA
Molecule: messenger RNA, 893 nt
Organism: Panicum hallii
Lineage: Eukaryota; Viridiplantae; Streptophyta; Magnoliopsida; Poales; Poaceae
Product: photosystem II reaction center W protein, chloroplastic-like
Exons: 2
Coding region: 96-488 (130 amino acids)
Biological process (GO): photosynthesis
Cellular component (GO): photosystem II; chloroplast
Source: RefSeq, a predicted model, not a curated record